UUAAAGACUGCUUCUUUUGGUGAGUGUGUGUGAGAGUCUGUGUGAGAGUGUGUGUGUCUGUGUGGAUGCAAUGGGAUGCAGCUCAUAAUCGUGGAGCUUUUCGCUUGAGUAAUUAAAGGAGCGUGGUGAAGAGGAGGGACUGAGGAGCAAGAGACCGUCUCCCAGGCACAGAGAGAGAGAGAGAGAGAGAGAGAGCAGAUCUCUUUUUUAAAAAAAACAAUGCAAUCCAAUCGUCCCAGGAGCAUGCUGCAAAUAGUGGAAAGAAAAUAUAUAAUAUAGGAAGAAAAUUGCAUCACACAUAACCCAGCACAAACAGAGAGAGACACCGCCACACACUCUACUGGAAGCUACUUUUAAAAGAGGGAAUCUUUGGAUUCCUCAACAUUUUCCCAUUGAGUUCUGAAGUCCUCAUGAUUCUGUGGCAUUGAAAAGGAGAGACAGAGAGAACCCAGCCCGCAGGUUUCACGCAGGUUUUAAGCCAUGAUGGUGGAGUCUGCAUCAGAGGCAAUACGAAGCACUUCAGCCAAUCAGAAUGGAGUUAGUAGUUUAAGUAGCCAGUCAGAUGGUGGAGGGCGAGAAGGUAGUUCGAAUGGGGAUGCAAAUGGUGAAGUGAGUCCCGUGGACCUGUUGCAUUUGCAACAGCAGCAAGUUCAGGCCCUUCAAGCAGCGAGACAGCUUUUACUUCAUCAAGCAACAGGCCUCAACUCUCCGACUACGAAUGAGAAGCAACAGCAAACAGUCCAGGUACCCGUGUCGGUGGCCAUGAUGAAUCCACAGGUGAUCACUCCACAACAGAUGCAGCAGAUCCUGUCUCCUCCCCAGCUGCAGGCGUUACUGCAACAGCAGCAGGCAGUCAUGUUACAGCAGCUUCAGGAGUAUUACAAGAAGCAACAGGAACAAUUACACCUACAGCUGCUAACUCAACAACAGCAACAGCAGCAGCAGCAGCACCAACAGCAACAACAACAACAACAGCAACAAACUGUCAAACAGCCAAAAGAGCAGUUGGGAAACAAACAGCUUGCCUUCCAGCAGCAGAUUCUUCAAAUGCAACAGCUUCAACAGCAACAUCUUCUAAAUCUCCAACGACAGGGCCUCGUGACACUGCAGCCUGGGCAACCCACAGUACCACUACAGACCCUGGCACAAGCAAUGUGUCCGGCAGACUUUCAGCAAAUGUGGAAAGAAAUGACAAGUGUACAAAGCAUGGAGGACACCCCGAAGAGUGAAAGCCUUGACCUCUCAACCAACAGCUCCACUUCUAGCUCCUUCCUCACCCCCAAGAUCUCACCAUCAAUACCCCAUCAUUCCUUGCUGAAUGGACAAAAUUCCAUCCACACUCCAAAGAGAGAAAGUUUAUCACAUGAAGAAGCCACUGGUGUUCACCCUUUGUUUGGACAUGGAGAAUGCAAGUGGCCUGGCUGUGAAGCUCUCUGCGAUGAUAUGGGACAGUUUCUAAAGCACCUCAAUAAUGAACACGCUCUCGAUGAUCGCAGCACAGCCCAGUGUCGAGUUCAGAUGCAGGUUGUCCAACAACUUGAAAUUCAGCUGUCCAAGGAGACGGAACGUCUUCAAGCCAUGAUGGCUCACCUGCACAUGAGGCCAUCCGACCCAAAGCCUUUUGCCCAGCCUCUGAACCUGGUAUCAAAUGUCACGCUUUCCAAGAGCACAUCAGAUAUUUUCCCGGAAAGUUUACCUCACACGCCAACCUCAGCCGCCACGCCAAUCACCCCCAUAAGGCAAGGGCCCUCUGUCAUCAGCUCACCAAGUUUACACAAUAUGGGAGCCAUUAGAAGGAGGCAUUCUGAUAAGUAUUGCAUGCCGAUAUCUUCAGAGCUUGCCCAAAAUCAUGAAUUUUACAAGAAUGCUGAUGUUCGGCCUCCCUUUACGUAUGCAUCCCUCAUCAGACAGGCAAUCUUGGAAGCUCCAGACAGACAGUUAACACUCAACGAAAUUUAUAACUGGUUUACAAGAAUGUUUGCGUACUUCCGGAGAAACACAGCCACAUGGAAGAAUGCUGUGCGUCACAACCUCAGUCUUCACAAGUGUUUUGUACGAGUGGAGAAUGUAAAAGGGGCGGUCUGGACAGUUGAUGAACUAGAGUAUCAAAAGAGAAGGCCACCAAAGAUGACGGGAAGUCCAACUUUAGUGAAAAAUGUGAUUACAGGACUUGGAUAUGGAGGAGCACUUAACUCAAGCUAUCAGGCAGCUUUAGCUGAAAGCAACAUGCAGCUGCUCAACAGCCCAACCUUAAUGAACACAUCAGCCAGCGGCCUGAUGCACGUGGGUCACGAUGAUGUCAGCAGCACAGUGGAGCAAGUGAACAGCAACGGGAGCAGCAGUCCAGGGCUCUCCCCUCAACAACACGGACACCAAGUGCACAUCAAGGAAGAACCUGCAGAGCUGGAGGAGGACGACCCACCCGUCUCUCUCAUCGCAGCAGCCAAUGUGAAUUCGGAAAUGCAGGAAGCUAGAGAGAUGGAGGAGGAGCUAACAGCAGAGGAAUUGGAAUAGAAUGGAACUCGAGCACUUCAAGUUAUUAAAAAAAAAGAUAAAAACAAAACAGGGUCAGACCUCUUACCUGCACAUCCACCCGAACAGCAACUCCUGGUCCUGACUCAUCUAGACUGAGUGAUGAAGCCAAGGAGCAAGCUCCUCAAUGCCAACAGAUACUCGAAGACUCCAACAGCAAUUUUGAUUGUCCACUAACAAUGGAGCUAUGGAACACAAACCAAUUUGUUGGGUGUAGAUUGAACGGCUCCAAAUUUUUGAAGUGAAGCUGGUGACUAUUAUUUUCUUCCUUUUCUUCCCAAAUGUUUUGCCGCUAACACAGAGAUGGCUACUAGUCUUCUGAACUGGCAGGUAGUCACCACUGGCCUGUGAUGUGAAUAAUGUUGCUUAUUCACCAUUAGGGCCAAAAAAAAACAGACAUUUUCAACCUGCUUUAAAGGUACCUCAAUUUGAAUAUUUUCUAUUCAAUGCUGUAGAUAGCUCAACAGGCACAUUGUAUUUAAGCAGAGGGUAACUGCGGAACUGUUUGUGGGAUAUCUGAACCCACUCACUUGUGUUGACAUUUGAGGAGAUCCAAAUGAAUGAUCUAUCCAGGACAGCAUUAAUGUCUUUAAACUUCCACUGCUAUUUUAGCUUUUGUGUUUAUAUCGGGUCAGGGUAAUGGGGUGGGGUGGGGAGGGUGGUGAAGAACAAUGGGUAUUGGAAGGGGAGGGCAGAGGAAAAGAUGAACCCUUUAAAACUUUCUUACUUAAACAUUAUGUUGUAAAUGAUUGAAGAUCAGAUACUGUUGACGGAGACCUAAUCAAAGGUACAACUGCAGAGAAAGUGUUUAGAGAACCAAGUGGGCAAGCAGUGACUUCAUUUUUGCAGGCACAAGGUUCUAAAGCUGAACAUUUUUUUCUAUUAAUCAACCCCAUGAAGGGUUUAAGGGCAGUAUAUAAAUACACUUAAGAAAUUCAAAGCUUUGAAUGGAAGGGCAAAUAUGUCUUCUGUUGAUUCUGUCUGGGCUUUAUUGUUAUUCCUUCCACCCGUACUGACUGAGACUCUUCUUUGUACCAGGAUAUCCAGGAUUCCUAUUCCUGAUACUUUUCAGUACCUCCUGGAAUUGACACCCAUUGUAUAAACUCAUACAGGGCAAAUGGACAAUUGAAUUAAUACCAAGACAGACUGGACAUGUGGACUUCCAAAAAGUGAUGGAAGAGGGCAGAAUAGAAGAAUGUUAGAAGGACUCAGGAAGGGAAGGGAUGGGAGGGGAGAGGAAGAAUGGGCAGGAGAAGAUAGAGUUGGAGGUGGGGGCUGAUGGAACAUAGCUGGAGAGACAGAUUGGGAGGGCAGGAGGGAAAAAGUUGUUUAUUGAUUGCUUUUCAAGCAACCUCAACAAAUCCACAAACAGACAAUGCUAUUUUGAAAGGAUCUUAACAAUACCAAAUUUCCCAAAGAAUCAUUGUAAUAUCAACCAGCUAUAGCUUUUCGCUCAUUCAUUUCCUUGCUUUGAUAUUAGCAUUUAUUAUUUAGUUAAUGCAAAUGCGCAGUGCAAUUUCAGUCACCAAAAAAGAAAUAUGACAUAUUUACAGUAUUUCUCUGUGGUGUGACGCAGACUGAGCAAUAUAUGAGUUAUGUUUUCCAUAAGGACCAGGUCACAAGUGAGAACAGAUGAAUCAACAAGAAAAAUAAAACUCUUCCCAUUGUCAUAAUCAACAUAGAUUUUGGAGGUUGUUACUUUUUCUCAGCCUGUAAUAUGCUGAGGCAAGAAAGAAGACGGGGCAAGGAGGUAAGGGUGGUGAGAUGGGGAGAGGUAUGUGUUGGUAGUUUGUGACUGGAACAGGGUGAUAGAUAAUGGGGCGUAAGGACUAUAAACAGGAUGGAACAUUAUUACCUAGUUUCCUCCAGUAGAACGAAACAAAAGUAGUUGCAUAGUACUAGGCCAUUUUAUAGAACAAUGUCAUGAAUUCAUUCACUUGUUCAAAAUACAGCACCUUUGUGUGAGGUCAGAAACUGGACACUUGCAUUCUUGUUUCUGGUUUUUGGAAUGAUUGUGUAACUUAUCCCUAGAAUGGAAUGUUAGGUUAAAGCUGGACGGGCCCAUAAUCCAGACCAAGCAGAACUUGAUUCCUCAUUUAGAUGAGUGUGACUGAAUAUCCUAGCUGUGAACUUAAUGACCUCCGAGAUAUGUCCGAACCAGUGUAAUCUAGAUCAGACAGAAUGUAAUUCAUGUCUAAUUCCUGGGUUUGACCACAAAUUAAGAAUGAUUAAGAUCAGGCACACUGUGGACUAUAAAUCACAUCCAAUGGGCUCUUAGCUUCCACCAUGUGGGUGGUGCUUAUAAUGGAAGUCAUAUCAUUCUCAUCCAACUGUCUCAAUUUCUAGUAUUUGUUUCAUCCCACCAUGGGAUUCUGCCAGAAAUGGUGCUGAGCAGUGUUUUCUCUCUAGCUGAAGUGGAAGAAAGCAGUAGAAGUAUUUUGGUAAGCAGAAUUAUCCAUAAGAAAAUGAAAAGAGCCAAAUGCGACUAGAAGCCUGGACUUUUAUUGAUUUGUUUCUCUGACCUAGCAGUAUGUUUGAAAGCAGAAUUGCUGCACUUGGGGUGGGGGGGGUGUGGAGAGAAAAGUAUGAUUCAAUAGGGUGAUUUUGCAGCAUUCCUGGGAAGGGUUUGUGAGCAUGAAGUAGGUCGAGAUUCUAGCACUUAGUGAAAAGUUACUGUAUAGCAGCUGUGAUUUGCUGAAUAUUCACAAAUAGAAAAUUCAGCAUAUCACUCUUAUCUCAUGCAAAGAAGAAACUAAAAGGAUGGGAGGGAGAAAAUAUUGGUAGAAGGUGAGGCAGGAAUAAAGACUGCAUUUAAAUAGCACCUUUGCAACCUCAGGACAUCCCAAAGUGAUUUACAGCUAAUGAAGUACUUUUUGAAUUUUAGUCACUAUCGUGAUGCAAGAAACAUAGCAUUAAUUUUAAUGCACCAAGCUGAAAAUCAAGAAUCUGUUGGUGAGCAUGUGAUCUGUUUCAGUGAUGUUAGUUGAGGGGUAAAUAUAGGCAGGGGAGUCACUGGCUAUCAGUAGACUGAUUUACAUGAGAAAUGAUUUUGUCAAUUUCUCACUUAGUUGGGUGACUGACUGGAGUCCUGGUCACUGUACAGAGUGAGAUCCUAAAUAUCUUUAUUUUCAAUAUGGUUGCAAUGUUGUUACACUUGUGUAUCAGAAGAACCUUUGUUACCCUAUCUCCAGAUAUUUGUAUUGAUUACUGACUCAAUCCUCUGAUCAGCCAGUACUAUGUAAACAGGAAGUUGCCUCGGCUUUAUUUUGUUCAGCUGGUUCUGCCAAUACAAACAUUAAGAUCCUGGUGUCACACUCUCGUAUCACUCAAACAUGGUCUAUGAAUGCAGUGAGGAAGAAGUUUGUUGACUGUAUGGCACUGAUUACUGUUUUGCAUGUGAGUUGACAGCACAGCCUUCUUUGAAUCAUCAACUGCCCUCCUGAAAUAUCAAAGUUUCACAUGAAACUGUUGAAAAGGAGCUUUGGAAUAGGUCUUGCUUACUUAUGUGAGGUGUUGCUCCAGGUCCCAUGUUGAAAGGAUGGAAUGAGACAGAAUGGAACAGGGACUACAAUACAUUUAGCGAUCUUGUAUGCCCAGCAAACAGCAACCUGUUUGUCUUUGGUAAUGCAGGUACACAGAGGUGGAUGUUUUCCUAGACUUGAAUUUCUUCUUCCUCCUAUUAAUUCCCAGAUGUUUUGCAUUGCUGACAAUAACUGAUCCUGGUAUUCUGAUUUAUCUCGCAGUAGAGCUAAGAACAGCCUUUUUCCAAAUCUACAGGCCCCACAAGACCCAAAGGGAAUGGGGGAAAUGAACAUAAGCGGAAUUGAGUUAUGAGGAAUUGAGGGCCAGACUGUAAGGACUCAAAACUAUAUGUGACCCAUAGGUGAACAAUUGGAGAUUCCCCAGUUGUAUGGGAUCCAAUAAAACUCUGGAUAUACAAGCUAUAAAUCUUGGGCUUUCUUUUCCUUCAGAUGGAGGCAGUUAAAGAUUAAUUGUUUCCAUGACAUUUUGAAACAAGGAGGGAAAAAUUGAAAUAUUAUGAGGCAUUAGAGUUUCCACGACAACACCAUUAGCAUUGCUGAGUAAAAAAGGUCAUUUAUAUCAUAGAAAGUGGAAUCAUGAAUAAUGUAAUGACCACUAAUUAAUUAUCAAUCCUGAUAUAUUGCACAUCACAAGCUGUCAUAAUCCUGGAACCCAUAAAAGAUUAUAACCACUGUGGCACACAUGUCAAAAUAUCUUCAUUUCUUUGUGUGUUAUAAUUAACUUUAUUUAAAACAGUAUAUCAAUUUCAGAAAUCCUGUAUGUUUGCAGAAAUUGUAUGCCUAUUUCAUGAUCUCUUGUUUGGUGUUGACUUUUUGGGAUGCCCUGGACACUCUGCUUUUCUUUUCUCCAAAUAUCCAGAGGAUUUAGGAGUAAUUUAAAUCUAAUUGGCAGAAAGGAAACCCACCAGCUCAAAAGGAGCAACAGCUUACAGCCCAUCUAUUGUUACUGUCCAAGGUGGACUUGACUGAUGACAUCUAUUUUGUGGCUGGAGUGGAUUGACAGUGACCAAGAGAAAAGUGGAGAACGGUUGGGAGUCAGAAUCAUUUUGGAUCAAUGAUCUCAUUACUGAUUUUUGGAUCUUAUACCUAUCACGAGCACAGCUAUAGUAAUGGGAAUCAACCAAAUCUUCACAGGAUGAAAGAGUAAAUUCAACAGAUCUCACAUUGAGCAGAAGAUGGAAACCGGCUUUGUUUCCAGUAGUAGGAGAAUCUUAAAUGAGGGGGUUAGAGUUACGAAAUAAGAAAGCAGUCAUUCCUUCUCACAGCGGGUGGUAAAUCUGUGGAAUUGUCUGGCCUGGAAGUUUGUGGACACUAAAUUACUGGAGGUAUUUAAAGAGAAGGCAGGUAAAUUUUUAAACGAUCAGAAAAUGUGGGACUGUGGGGAUCUGGCACAGAUGAAGAGUUGAGGCCUGGGGCAGAUCAACUGUGAUCAUGUUGAAUGGCAGGGCAGGUCUGAGGGUCCAGGUGGCCUGCUCUUGCUCCUAUUUUCUUAUGUUUUUGUGUAGUGUUUGACCUUCUAGUUCUCACUGGGAUUGCAGAAUGUUCCCUAAUGUUGGAACAUAGAAACAGGAGUAAUCCACUCAGUCUCUUGGCCUUCUUUAGCCUCUAUAGAUAUUGUUGUCCUUAAAGAUGUCAUUCCAUAGGUUGGAAGUGAGAUCAUAUCAAGACGUACAGCAUGCAUGAGGACUAAUUUUAGUUUAAAAUGCACAGCCAUCCAAAGCAAUCAUAUCUUGUAGAAAGGCUUGGGUUAAACUCGUACCUGGAUUCUCAUCAAUAAUUGGGGCUCCAAGUUAAUUCCUAGCCAGUGGCACAAAAAGGAUCAUCAUCCUUCUGGUGCCUGAUAUUAAAUUACAAUGCACUUGUGGUAUAGAAAUGGGGCAUUCAGCCCAACAGGUCCAUGCCAGUUUUUACAGAAUUCCAUCUAAUGAAUUAAAUCUAAGAUGGUGUGUACAACAAGCAUCUGAAUCAAUACCACAUGUUUUGUACCACCAGCAAAAACAAAUUUCUUCCCCAUGGAAUUUCCCUCUUUCCCCAUCUGGCAUGCAGGUGAUGGGAUCAGGCUGGCAUUCCCUAUUAUACCUGCCUGAUCUUGCGUUUGAUUGAAAUUUGUGUUAUGUAAAAUCAGUGGGGAGUAAGCAUGCAGUUGAUUCAAAUUCAUCAGUUUAGGGCUAUAAAGGGUGGAUUAAACUUACCCCAGACUAGCGUCUGGACUCCAACUCCCAUUCAAAGUUAACAAAGUUUAAAAUAGUAAUUUCCUAAUUUUGUAUUUUUAUUUUCUAAUUCACCAAAGAUAACAAUUUUAAAAUUUAAAAGGUCCUCUGGUGAAUAUGGUGUAGGGACUUAUCACCAGAUACAUGCCUCAGGAAAACCAAAGUCUUUGUUCAGCUUGUGACGGCAUAGUUUAAGUGAAUGGAAUUUUCUCAAACUCUGGUUAAUGUCGCAUCUCCAUUUAAAGUGUGCACCCUCAAAAAUAUAAAAAUGGUGGUAAGACAGGGGGAAUAUAAACCCUAAUGGUAACAGCAUGAGCUAGAAACCUCCACAUUGGAGCCUAUAACAUAAUGCUGAUCUGUGAUUAAAAACACUAACUUUGACUGAAAUAAAAAAUUAACUUUUUUCUUCAUCUUGUUUCAAAACUAAUGAUGUUUUGAAACUUGGUCCAAUCCCAAUGUAAUCUCUAAAUUAGAAUCAUUUAUAAUUUAUUAGAAAAUUGAACUUCAGUUUCUGUUCUUGAUUGAGCCUCAGUUCAAAUAUUUCUUUUUUUUACCUUUUCCUCUGAUUUGUUUGCAUUUUAUUUCAAAUUGUUUUUUUUUGAAGGAAAUUUGAACCUUAAAAUGUAUUGAUAUUGGGGGAGGAUGUGUGAGGGAAGAUAAUAGUCUCAGCGAACACGAAUUCCCAAAUAUGGGAAUAUCAUGUGAAUGGAAAGAAGGAAAAGGAUCAUUUUCCCCACGUAUUUCAAAACUUAGCAGGAUUAGUGGCCAAUACAACAAACCCCCCGUCUGUGAAGCACUUGGUUACUUCCAAGAUAAUUAUUCACUAAGUAUACAACAGGAGAACUUGUCUCGAAGUAUAUAAUACUCAGUAAGAUAUGUCUAUCUGUACAGCAAUUGGUUGGCCACCAAAUAUUUGCUCUGAUUUAUUCUAAUUGUUUAUUGUUAGAUGGAUGCAAGGCUAUCAAGGGUGAGGAUAGAGUUUGCUUUUGAUGAAAAUGCAAAUCAGUCAUAGUGAAUCUGCAGUUAAUUUUAUUCCACAGUUUAUUCUCUGCUAUCAACUUCAAUAGACAUUGUAUACACGAAGCUGCCAAUUUAUUUAUGCCUACUUAAUUUUGCCAAAGGCAAUUUCAUCCCUGUUUCCACUUUUAAAAAAACUUAGCCACUUUCAAGAUCAUCAAUCACUAAAUAUUUGACAGAAGAACUUGGGUCUGAGGCUACUGGAGGAAGAUCUAAUAAGAUGUUUUAAAAUACUUCCCAAUAACCUCAGCCACAGCCCUAUCUUUUUAACUAUUGGAAACAAAGUUCACCACAGAGCUGUGAUCUGUAUCAGGACAGAAUGUCUUGCUGGUCUGUCAAGGUAUUUUGAUAACUAGAUACCAACAAGAUUCAUUAGAAAUGAAUGUGUUGUACCAAAGCAAUAAUGGCACAAGUUUCCACAGGAAGAACCACUUUACCUAGUCUUUAUCCUCCCAAAUGUUGUGCUUCUUUCAGUACAUUCCAACCUUGUACUCUUAAUUUUUUUUAUUUAUCUGUGUACAGAUAUCAAGGCCACAGGGACUGUUAAAUAUAGACUGAAGAGUGGCAAUGUUUUUGGUACUCCAAUUACAUUAUUUUUCAUUGUAAUUUUUGAGGCUUCCAUGUCCUUGGGGGACAAAAGUCUCCUGUUUAACUCUUGAAACUAUUGGUCUGCUUAUCUUUUUAAACAUUGCCAGACUGAAAAAGUGGAGACAUCAGUCCACAAGUAGGCAAUUGAUGAUUUCAAUAAUUGAUCAAAAGUAGUUUCAUUAACAUUGAAUGACCAAAUCACAAACUGAAUAACUUCUAUAUGAAAUUAUUUUUCCAAGUUGCCCCCAGUCACCUGGGAUUGAGAAUGACUGACUUCCCUUCUGGUUUUGUGCGUUGUGAUAUGACUGAGACCAACCUGUAGACUCUUCCGCAGGUGGGCCAGGAGAUGGUCAAAGGUGUAGAUGAGUGGGUAGAUUAUGAGGUGGGUGCCAUCACUCAUACAAUUGACUUUGCCAAUCUGUUGCUCACUGCCUAGUUUGCAUUUCAAUCCUUUAACAACCAGCCUAUUUGUAAAGCAAACUGACAGGUAAAAAAUCUAUUGCAUUCAAUCCUCAUUGGGUUUGGUACUUUGUUUUGGUCAUUCUAAUGUCAUGGAAACCAACUAAGUGUAUAUCCCUAGAAGGUAGUAGGCCUUUUGGUUACCAUAUUCAUGCUAACUCCUCAAAUGGAGCUGCUUACCUGAAUUCCAUUUCUUUGUUCAUACCUGCUUCUGUUUCUAACCUUUCUCCUUUUUUAAAUACUUCUCCUUUAAAUGUUUCAGUGUCUGCAUCAAUAGCCCUUUGUUGUGAAUCACUCCCUGUUCUUGGCACAUUCUUUCUGUUUAAAAACAAUAUUUCUUUGCUUCUCCCUUGACUAGUCCAAUCACUGCACUGAUUCAGCAACCGUUAUGUUCUCUCCCAAAACCUUAAAAUUUUGAUCAGACCCCCACCAUUACCUUCUCAGUUCUCUAUUCAUGAUGAUUUUUAUCAUCAGACCAGCCCAAAACAAGAAUGCAGUUUAACCCCAUCCAGACUACCUUGCCUAUUCUUUGAAAGAAACACUGCAAAACUGUAUAACUACUACCUCCUUGCAAUCUGUGGCUAGAAAUCAGGACAUCCACUUUGGCUGCAGUUAGAAAUAAGAUUUAAUAUGAAAAAUCUUUUUUAAUUAUUUGUUCAAAUAGUAACCUGGAUCUCACAAAUACUUAUGACAUAUGACCAAAAAUCCAAAGAACAAACAGAGUUUAUUAAGAAGCAAACGAAUGUUUUGAAAGCACCAAAUACAAGGAAUCCUCAAGGAUCAGGAACUCUCUGCAGCAUCUUGAUGCUCCAUGUGUUACUAAAGAUUUUUUUGAUCUUAAGUGGUCAAGAAUGUUAGCUUUAACAUGUGAAUUUCCAAAAAAAAGAGUGAAAGUAGAAUGGUUUGGCACAGGGUUUUAUUUAACUGAGGCUCAGGAUGUCUUCACCAGUCUCGCACUGUUAAGUGAACUCAUGGGUUUCUGAAAUCCUACUGCUACCCAUUCCAUCACCUUGUAUUAUCUUAGUUCAUUUUGGAAUGAUUAGCCUGCCUCUUUCCUAUUUCUAAUAUUCCUCUUGGGAUCCAUGAGGAAUAUUGAAAUGAACUAAUUGUUAGAUACUGCUUUGAAUUGAUAUAGCAGCAAUGUUUGACUUUGGGUGUGGAUGAAGAGAUGAGGUGAGAUCGCAGGGUGAUUGUUUUUAUGGGAAGGGAUUAACAACCAGUAAAUCGAAGUAAUUAAGGAACAGACCUGCCCUGUUGUGUAAAUAUGUGAGCCCAAAUCAGGAGCCGGUUCAGUGUUUUUUUAAGAGAAACCUUUCUGUCAGGACCAUUGGACCUCCCAUAGACUUCAGCACACAGGAACUGCAUCUGAUGCAGUGAUGUCCCACUUCUUGCUCCCACAUUUAUAAUAAUAGUAUGUCCCUUGACAUGGAUAAUAGACCAAAAGGUCUAUUGUAUAACUCCUAACGUGUACCUCAGCAAAUUAAAAUCCUUUUUGAUAGUAAGAGUUUUACUAAAGGGCAGGAUGCACUUGCUGAUAUUAGUUCUACCAAUGUAGCUUGGGCGGGGGGGUGGCGGGGAAGGGGAAAGUUGUUCACUUUGUGUUAAGUGUUUCUGUUUAUACUCUGUACUUAUUUAAAUUAAUUUUGACUUCCUACAGUAGUAGGACUCGUGAUACUUGUUCCUUUGGAGUUUACAAGCAGAAUCCAUGCAAGUUGAAGGUGUGAGUUUAAUGGCAUUCAAUUCACACAAAAUUGUUUAAGCAGCAAACCAGCUCUUGGCUGGAAGUGCUUCUGAACUGAAAAGAGAACCUUACUCACUGCAGGAUUUGGCUUGAUUAUUCCAACAGUUUCUCUUAUCUCUUUCCUUUAACUUCAAGCAUUUAUUAAUGUGGGCCCAAUGCUAUCACAUAACAUUCUGCCAGGGUUGGGAAAAACAAGUUGCACAAUGCAUCGAAAUUAGCACUAAAUCAGGAACCUCAAACAGAUCCCGAAAGAAGUUCUUGUGGGAAAUUGUAUCAGUUCAUUGGCGAGGCUUUGUUCUGAAGGAGUUAGCUGUACUCUGUAUCUACCUGUGCUCUGUGCACCCUGGGAUUGUAUAAUGAUACAUUGCAGUAGGAGACUUGCACUGUGUCUGACCUGUGCUAUACCUAUUCUAGGAGUGUUUCAUGGGACAGCACAGUAAUAGAUUAACAUUGCACUGUAGAAAUGUAUGAAGAUACAAUGUUGUGGGAGGUCUACACAGUAUCUAACCCAAGUUACAUCUACCCUAGGAAUGUUUGAUGGGACACUGUAGGGGGAUAUCUAUUCUGUAUGUAACACUGCACUCUGUCUAAUUCUAGAACUUCAUUAUUUCAUAUUUUCACUCAUUCAAAACUGUAAUCUGUAUUUUUUAAUAAUCUUUUGCCACAAAGUUUGGCAACUCCAAAAAGAGAUGACAGACAAAACUCUCAGCCAUUCCCGCCACUCCUGUUGCUUGAAAGGUGGAGGUGAGAGCAGUGGGAGCAGUUGUGGAAUCAAGCACCUCUAUUUGAUGAAGAUGUCUUAUCUGACAGCACAGUGAAUAGGCAAGUAUUAACACACUGCAAGCCACAGGCUCUGUCCCAUCCAGCACCCCCAGCACACUCCUCUGCCAGAUGUUCAAGCAGAAUGAAAGCUUUGUUUUCUCUGGGAAUGGCAAAUCCCCAGAACUAA
Messenger RNA from Pristis pectinata (smalltooth sawfish), 13038 nucleotides. RefSeq names its product forkhead box P4 (gene foxp4). The record is from RefSeq and is a predicted model, not a curated record. Gene Ontology annotation, biological process: regulation of transcription by RNA polymerase II. Lineage: Eukaryota; Metazoa; Chordata; Chondrichthyes; Rhinopristiformes; Pristidae. The transcript has 17 exons. The coding region runs from base 481 to 2514 and encodes 677 amino acids. Gene Ontology annotation, cellular component: nucleus. Gene Ontology annotation, molecular function: DNA-binding transcription repressor activity, RNA polymerase II-specific; RNA polymerase II cis-regulatory region sequence-specific DNA binding.